This is a messenger RNA of Daktulosphaira vitifoliae (grape phylloxera), 1717 nucleotides long. RefSeq lists its product as uncharacterized. The transcript has 4 exons. The record is from RefSeq and is a predicted model, not a curated record. Lineage: Eukaryota; Metazoa; Arthropoda; Insecta; Hemiptera; Phylloxeridae. Gene Ontology annotation, cellular component: membrane. Gene Ontology annotation, molecular function: phosphatidylinositol bisphosphate binding. The coding region runs from base 119 to 838 and encodes 239 amino acids.
AUAUAGUUCAUUUUUUAAAUCUUUAUGUGAUUAUAAUUUAUACCUAAUAUCGAUUAAUCUAUAUAUUUGAAUUAUACUUUUGAUACAAAAUAAUUGUAAGAUAUUUGAAAUUAAUACAAUGAAGAAACAGCUGCAUAAUUAUUUGAAUAUUCUUAUUAUACUAAGUUUUUUUUUGCAUAAAGAUACAUCAUCAUAUACUGCUUCAACGGAUUACAAUGAGUUUCUUAUUGGUGAACUUAAGAAACACCCAAAUUUAAAUUUUGAAAUGAUAAAACAAUUAAAAUACUUGUUAAAUGGCGAAAUUGAAGUCAAAGAUAAAGAAAUUAUUAUGUUUCUACAUAGCUCGUAUUUUGAUGUUGCGCGUGCUAUUGAAAUGCUUAAAGCAAAUUAUAAAUACAGAGAGUCACAUAAAAAUUAUUUUAAUGAUAGAAAUCCAACAUCAGAAAGAAUGAAAACAGUCAUAAAUAAUAUGCACAUGUCUAUUUUAUCAGCCUGUUCAGAUGGAUGGCACAUUUAUGCUCAAAUAAGAAAUACACAAGUUAAAAAUUUUGAAAUAAAAGAUAUCUUCUGCUAUUUCUUUAUGAUGAUUGAGUACUUAAUAAAAACUCAAGGAGCAGUGGAGAGCGCAGUUUUUACGUUAAAUUUUAAGGAUUUUACAAUAUCACAUUUUUAUAAACUUUUGAAAAUUGAUACAAAAAAAUUGACUAUAUUCUUGCAAGUAAGUAUAAUUUUCAAAAGAAUAAAAAUUUCAUAUGUUUAUCAGCUGCCUUUGUUCAAGACUUCUAUAUUAAAUGGAAAAUCAAACAUUUCAUAUGAUGAGAAAAAAAAACCAGUAUAGUGGGAUCGCGGCAUAGUGGGGAUGUGGCAUAGUUGGGUCCAGUAUAAAUGAUAUCUGACAGUAAUUAUAAUCAUUAUCGUAAACAACGCUUCGAUGCGAUAAUGUAGAUAAUGUUUAAUUAAAAAAAAUUAAUGAAUUAUUCCAAAAGCAACAUGAACUCCCAUUUUCUUAUUUAUACCCUGAUUGUAAGUUUUAUGAUUUAUAUGUGUAAUAUAUGAAUACUAGGCUCUGCCUAGCUGAGGCUCCGCGCCAGACAAGGGGCCCUACGAGCCUUAGUAACUUUGAUAAUAUAUUAAAAAUGUUAUUAUUAAAAUAAGGAAAAUUCCAAAAGGGAAUAUAGUAAAAUGUAUUGGGUAUAAGGUUAACAUUUGUUAAUAAGGUAUUCCCUUUAGGCCUAUUAAAAAAUUAUUUAAUUAGGGUAUUUAAUAUUUUUUACUUUGUUAAACAUGUUAUAGAAUUUUUUUUUGCUAAAAAUUAAAGUAAUGAUGAAAAAAAGGACAUUAGGUUCUUAUUUAAGAAGUUGCCUAAAAUAAUAUUGAUAGCGCUGGUUCAAGGGGAGCCCAUAUCUCCCAUAAAUACAUCCCUGGUAUACACAAAAAUUAUUAAUAUUCUAAUUAUAAUAAUUGUGUUUAUAUUAUAGAAUAAUUACAAAAAAAAUUAGCAGGCUAUUUUACGUGACACUAUGUAAAAAAUUUUAUUUUGAUAAAAAUAUUGGUAACUGCGAUUUAACGUUGGACAGCAUAGUUGUUAUAGAUGAAUUCUAAUUUAAAUGAUAAACUAAUAGACUCAUAUAUCAUAUAUGAGAAAAAAAAGAUUAUUAAUAAUGUACUGUUCUGAUAAACAUAAACUGAUAAAGAAGAAACUUAUAUAACUAUAACA